Molecule: messenger RNA, 2100 nt
Organism: Aureobasidium subglaciale EXF-2481
Lineage: Eukaryota; Fungi; Ascomycota; Dothideomycetes; Dothideales; Saccotheciaceae
Exons: 2
Coding region: 1-2100 (699 amino acids)
Biological process (GO): fatty acid beta-oxidation using acyl-CoA oxidase; lipid homeostasis
Cellular component (GO): peroxisome
Molecular function (GO): fatty acid binding; FAD binding; acyl-CoA oxidase activity
Source: RefSeq, a predicted model, not a curated record
AUGGCACCUACACCUCAAUGGGUCAAGGACCUCAAGCCUGCGGGCCCUCAAGGCACCGAGCUUCUGUCGCAAGAGAGAGCAAAGUCCAACGUCAAUGUCAAGGCAUUGUCGACCUUCCUGUUCACGCAAGAAGGACUCGACCAGAAACACCGAAUCCUCAAGAUCCUUCAGCAGGAGAAGGUGUUUGACAAGUCGCAAAACUACUUUGCCGGUCGCAUUGACCGCUUCGAGACGGCGCUUGCAAGAGCAAAGAAGCUCCGACAGCUGCAGGUCAAGCACAACUGGACUGACCAGGACAAGUCGAUUGCCAAUGAGCUCAUCAGUGAGCCCGGCCCAUACGGUCUGCACGAGAGCAUGUUCUUGAUCACCCUCCGCGACCAAGGCACACCCGAGCAGCACGAGAAGUUCCUGAAGCCAGCAAGAAACUACGAAUACAUUGGUUGUUACGCCCAGACCGAGUUGGGCCACGGCUCAAACGUCAGAGGUCUCGAGACGACAGCAACAUGGAAUGCCGAGGACAAGACUUUCAUCAUCAACUCGCCCACCCUGACUGCCAGUAAGUGGUGGAUCGGCUCCCUCGGCCGCACCGCCAACCACGCCGUCGUCAUGGCCCAACUCUACAUCAACAAGAAGCCUUACGGCCCCCACCCCUUCGUCGUCCAGAUCCGUGAUCUUAAGACACAUCUGCCGCUACCCAACAUUCACAUUGGUGACAUUGGUCCCAAGUUCGGUUACAACACCAUGGACAACGGUUUCCUGCUGUUCAACAAGGUCAAGAUUCCUCACAUCAGCAUGCUUGGUCGCUUCUCCAGCGUCGACCCCAACACCAGCAAGUACCUGCAGCCCGCCUCUCCCUCGCUCAUCUACGGUACCCUCACCUGGGUCCGUAGCACCAUCGUCCUCCAAUCUGGUAGCGUCUUGGCCCGUGGUGUCACCAUCGCCACUCGCUAUGCCGCUGUCCGUCGCCAGUUCCAGGAUCGCGAUUCGCAAGAUCCCAAGUCGGACGAGAACCAAGUCCUCAACUACACAACUGUCCAGAUCAGACUUCUGACUCUGUUGGCAACCUGCUACGCUCUGCAUUUCACCGGUCGCGGUAUGAUGCAGCUUUAUGAGGCCAACCAGAAGAAGAUGGCUCAGAACCCUGACAAGGCAAAGACUUCCAAGCGUGGCGCAGGUCCUGAGGAGGUCACUCCUGGCAGUGAUUUGCUUGCCGACCUUCAUGCCACCUCUUGCGGUCUCAAGUCAUUGGCCUCUUCCACUGCUGUCGACGGUCUCGAAGUGUGUCGUCGCGCUUGCGGUGGCCACGGUUACAGCAACUUCUCAGGUAUCGGUCCUUGGUACGCCGAUUACCUGCCUACCGCCACAUGGGAGGGUGACAACUACAUGUUGACACAGCAAGUCGCCCGCUACCUCCUCAAGUCUGCCCGUUCAGUACUCAAGGGUAACGAGCCCACCAACGACACAACUCACAUUCUGGCAAACUUCCUCGCCAAGUCUGACACCGGCGCUGCCUUCAACAUCAUGGACAAGGAUGAGGAUCUGGUUGCCGCCUUUGGUUGGAGAUCAGCCUUCCUCACCUUCGAGGCUCUCAAGCACAGAGAUGAGAACAAGAAGGCCUGGAACGAUCUCCUCGUCGACUUCUACCGCCUGUCCCGCGCUCACUCGCAAUACAUGGUCGUCAAGAACUUCUACGAGGCUCUGAAUUCGUCAUCCGUAAAUUCCGACCUCGACCCCGAGACCAGAGAACUCAUGCACAAGCUCUUCCGCCUCUACGCUCUUCACACCCUCGAGUCCGAGGCUUCGGAAUUCUACACUUCCGCUGCCGUCACCGUUCGUCAAAUCCAGCUUGCUCGCACCAAUGCAGUCAUGAAGCUUUUGGCCGAGAUCCGUCCUCACGCCAUCAGAUUGGUUGAUGCAUGGGACUUCCCUGACUGGCAAUUGGAUUCGUCACUCGGCCGUCACGACGGUAAAGUGUAUGAGGAUAUGUUCUACCGUGCUAGCGAGUUGAACCCUUUGAACGCCAUCACUGUGGAUCCUUAUCCGAAUAGCGACGUCUUGUUCAAGUCGAAUGAUAGCGACAAGUUCAAGAGUAAGCUUUAG